AUGCCCUCCGCCAACGGCUCAAUCACUAAUGUGAAAAUCAAAGUUCUAAAUAGUGAGCAGUCACAGUUUCUUAAGGAGCUGGUGGACCCAGUCUCCAAGUUUUUCCAGGAGGUCAACAACCCUGCUGAAAAUGAUAGACUGGAGAAGGUAGAGGAUAAGACCAUGGAAGGUUUAAAGGAAAUGGGAGCUUUUGGUUUGCAGGUUCCUGUUGAUCUUGGGGGUUUGGGACUCAAAAAUUCUCAGUAUGCUAGACUGGUGGAAAUCGUUGGUCAUCAUGACCUUGCAGUGGGCAUUACCCUUGGGGCUCAUCAAUCUAUUGGAUUUAAAGGAAUUUUAUUAUUUGGCACUGAUGAACAGAAGAAGAAAUAUUUGCCUGACCUUGCAUCAGGUAAAACAAUAGCUGCCUUCUGCCUCACUGAAACAGCUAGUGGGUCUGAUGCAGCCUCUAUAAAAACAACUGCUGUGGAGAAGGGUGAAAACUACAUUCUGAAUGGGGGCAAGCUCUGGAUUAGUAAUGGGGGCACAGCAGAAAUCUUCACUGUGUUUGCAAAAACUGCUGUCAAGGACAAACACACUGGAAAGGAGAAGGACAAAAUCACUGCAUUUAUAGUGGAAAGAAAAUUUGGAGGAGUGUCUCAUGGUCCUCCUGAAAAGAAGAUGGGAAUCAAGGCUUCCAACACAGCUGAGGUCUACUUUGACAAUGUGAAGGUGCCAGCAGAAAAUGUACUGGGUGGAGUUGGCAAUGGGUUUAAAGUUGCCAUGAACAUACUGAACAAUGGUCGAUUCGGCAUGGCUGCUGCCCUUUCAGGGACAAUGAUUGCUGCUAUUUCCAAAGCAGUUGACCAUGCUACUAAUCGAACACAAUUUGGCAGCAAGAUUCACACAUAUGGUCUCAUUCAAGAGAAAGUUGCCACUAUGGCCAUGUUACAGUAUGUAACUGAGUCGAUGGCUUAUAUAGUCAGUGCUAAUAUGGAUGCAGGAGCAAGUGAAUUCCAGAUUGAAGCUGCAAUUAGCAAGAUCUUUGCUUCAGAAGCUGCCUGGUAUGUGACAGAUGAAUGUAUCCAAAUUCUAGGAGGCAUGGGAUAUAUGCAGGAAACAGGUAUAGAGAGAGUGAUGAGAGAUUUGCGCAUCUUCCGUAUUUUUGAGGGAACCAAUGACAUUCUCCGCUUGUUUAUUGCAUUAACUGGUAUUCAAAAAAGUGGAGAGUACUUUAAAAGACUGCAGACGGUCAUGAAGAAUCCGUUCAGCAAUCCUGGAAUACUAAUGGAGCAAAUCUUCAAAAGAGCUAACCGGAAAUUGGGCAUGUCCUCUGGUCUAUCAUUAAAGAAUGUAACACAUCCUGAUCUAGCAGCGAGUGGCGAUUUGGUGGCAAAAACUGUUGAGCACUUUGGAACUUCCAUUGAAGAUCUUUUAUCGAAAUACAGGAAGGAAAUAAUAAAUCAGCAGUUUUUAUUGAAGAAAGUUGCUGAUGCAGCAAUUGAUAUUUAUGCCAUGACUGUGGUCAUCUCCAGGGCAUCCCGUGCUCUCAACAAAGGGUUCCCAUCAGCUCAACAUGAGAAGGUCCUCUGUGAAACAUGGUGCCUUGAGGCAUUUGCUCGUAUAACCAACAAUCUGAAUGCACUGAAGUCUGAGUCCAGCAUGCAGGUCAUCAGCAACAUGAAGACAAUAUCAAAAGACCUUGUGACCAAAGGAGGAGUUGUAGCAAAUCAUCCACUUGGAUUCUAA
Molecule: messenger RNA, 1725 nt
Organism: Hemiscyllium ocellatum (epaulette shark)
Lineage: Eukaryota; Metazoa; Chordata; Chondrichthyes; Orectolobiformes; Hemiscylliidae
Product: very long-chain specific acyl-CoA dehydrogenase, mitochondrial-like
Exons: 17
Coding region: 1-1725 (574 amino acids)
Molecular function (GO): fatty-acyl-CoA binding; very-long-chain fatty acyl-CoA dehydrogenase activity; flavin adenine dinucleotide binding
Source: RefSeq, a predicted model, not a curated record